CGCGUCCAUCAGGGUGAGCGGGGGGGGUGGGGGGAAGUAAAGCCGCUGCCGCGCGGGCCUCCAGACGCAACCAUAUGGUGUAGGCGUGGCUGAGGGCGCGGGGGCGUGGCUAAGGGCGUGGCCAGAGCUCCGAGGGGCGGGGCUCGGGGCAGGCGCGAAGACCCCACGUGUUCACCCGGUGCCCCCCCCCCCCCCCCGCCAUGAAGUGCAUCGUCGUCGGUGGCAACGUCAAAGUCCUUGGCCGAGCUGUGCACUCCCUGUCCCGCAUCGGGGACGAGCUCUACGUGGAGCCCACCGAGAGCGGGCUGUCCCUGCGCACCGUCAACUCCUCGCGUUCCGCUUUCGCCUCCUUCCUCUUCGCGCCCCUCUUCUUCCAGCUGUACGAGGCGGGCGGCCCCCCGCCCCACAGAGAGCUCUUCCGAUGCAAAGUCCUCAUGAAGUCCUUCCUGGGUGUUUUCCGCUCGCUGCCCUCGCUGGAAAAGACGGUGGGGAAAUGCCUCAUCCUCCUCAAACCGCAGGCCAGCCGCCUGGUUGUGCAGCUCCACUGCAAGUACGGCGUCACCAAGACCCACAACCUGGCCUUCCAGGAGUGCGAGCGGCUCCAAGCCGUCUUCGACACCCAGAAAUGUGCCAGCAAGCUCUGCGCCUCAGCACGGGUGUUGGCGGAGGCCGUGGUUCACUUCCCCCCGACGCUGGCUGAGGUGACGCUGGGGACCGGCCCUGGGGGCAAGAUCAGCCUCCGAAACUACGUGGAGGACGAGGCGGAGCUGAGCAAGACGAUGGUGACAGAGCUGUGGCUGGCCAAGGAUGAGUUUGAGACGGUGGCCGUGAGCCCGGGCUCCCACAUCACCUUCUGCCUCAAGGAGUUUCGGGGGCUGCUGACCUUUGCUGAGGCCUCCAACCUGCCCCUCACCAUCCAUUACGACGCGCCUGGAAGGCCGGUGGUCUUCACCCUGGAAGACACGCUGGAGGUCCACCUGGUGCUGGCCACCCUCUCAGACCCCGAAAGCAGCUUGCAGCCCCCCACGGCCAACGGAGUGUCUCCCACCCCUGGCACAUCUGAGGACUUCGCCGAUGACCUCGAAUCCUACAUGAUUGCCAUGGAAACCAGCUACGAGGAAGGCUCGGGGGUGCCCCCCAGCCCCACCUUCCCCCUACGCACCCCACCACCUCCAGCUGAAAGCGACCUUGAGGAGGAAGAGGAGGAGGAAGGAGCUGUGCCAGGGACCCCCCCUCACAAAAAGUUUCGCUCCCUGUUUUUUGGCUUGGUGCUGACACCAGGGCCCGGCCCAGCCCCCACCCAGGAGGUGCUGGCAGAGGACAGCGAGGACGAGUCCUGAGAGCCCCAAGGACACGGAGCUACCGACACCCCCCACCCCUCUGUGACCCCCCCCCACCCCCCUCAGCAUCAACCCCCAAACACAGGCACCCCCCCACGACCCAUUACAAGUUUAUUCCCAAAAAAUUCUCCUGCCCCCCCCCCCCCUCCACUGUCAGCCCAGGGCUGGGCUCUGGGCUCCCCCUCACCCCGGUGGUCCCUGCCCUUGGAGGGUGGGGGAGGCUGUAUUUGGUUCAGUGGAGCGUGGCGGGAGGGGAGGGGGGGGG
Messenger RNA from Tyto alba (common barn owl), 1605 nucleotides. It is a transcript of the gene RAD9A, whose product is annotated as RAD9 checkpoint clamp component A. Lineage: Eukaryota; Metazoa; Chordata; Aves; Strigiformes; Tytonidae. Gene Ontology annotation, cellular component: checkpoint clamp complex. The record is from RefSeq and is a predicted model, not a curated record. Gene Ontology annotation, biological process: DNA repair; cellular response to ionizing radiation; DNA replication checkpoint signaling.